Messenger RNA from Paramecium tetraurelia, 9108 nucleotides. RefSeq lists its product as uncharacterized. NCBI's taxonomy places the organism in Eukaryota, Ciliophora, Oligohymenophorea, Peniculida, Parameciidae. The transcript has 7 exons. The record is from RefSeq and is a predicted model, not a curated record.
AUGCCACUUGUUAAUCCAUCAGAUCCUUAAUCGGUAUAAGACCAAACCUUGGAGACGGAUGUAGUUCAAGGACAAAUGAAUGUAGGAUUCGGACUUUGGGUGAAAUAUCAACCAUUUAUUGAAAUGAAAGAUCUGACCGACCGGACUUCAUAGAUAGUUACCACAUCAAAUGGAUAAAUUAUUGUUCAAGGCGGCUAGUUUAUUUAUUCAAUGGAAUAAAGUGUCAAUAAAUUUAAAAUGCUUGUAGUAUCAAUAAAAAUUGAUUCAACUGCUUAAACAAUACAACAUAAUGUAUUUUACUCAUUUAAAUCAUCCUUAAAUACUCUCUAAUUUACAUUUGACAGUUCUAUCUAUGAAGGUUUAUGGGUGAUGUUCUAUGUCUAUUAUGAUUAACUUUUAGGAAAAUCCACAUUUGGAUAUUACACCGCCUUAGAAAGCAUCCCCUCAUAAACAGUUGAUGAUGUGCCACCUUUUGUAGCGAGCAUAUAACAUAAAAUCGGUGGUUUUUUUCAAUAUACAAAUUAAAAUGGAGCAAUUAUAGUUCUAAAUCAAUUCACUGGUUUAAUGUCUACCAUCUUUACAACACACGAUGAAAAUAUUUUCUCUAACCUUGCUUCUUGCCAAAAUUUUUUUGAAUACGAUAGUUGUAAUCCUAGUUAAUACAUGGUAAGUAAUAAAAAUUAAGCAAUGAAUGGGGAUGAUAUUAUACGAACAAAUACAUUUUAAACCAGAGAUCCAAUUUAUGUACUGAAAGGAUGGAUUAUCAUGGAGUAAUUAAGCUAAGCAGAAUAAAGAACUGUGAUAUUUAGAAUAACAAUCAAUAAAGAUUAUAGUGAUGAUAUGUACAUUGGAGACAGGGAAGUUCUUCUUGAAUAUUUUUAGAGCAGUUUACCCCUUGAAAAUGGACUUCAAAUUUCAACUUAUUCAUAUGCAUUUCCAUCAAGGGGAAGGUAUAAGACAUAAGAAGAUAAUAAAAUUUCAAAAUUUGGAGAUUAAUUUUCAGAAUUAUUUUUAAAAUGGCAUUAUUUCUAAUAUGAAUUUGGAACCUAAAACAAUGAUGGAAAACCUAUGCUCUCCUUAUAUUUUCCAACAAUCGAAUAGCUUCAAUAAUACAAAUGGUCUCAACCUGUUAAACAUUUUACAGGUGUUGUGUAUUAUGUAUCUGUUGGAGGGGAUGACUAUUCUCAACGAUUUAUGAAAGGAUAUGUAAGUGAUAUCCUAUUAGAAACAUUCUGUCAACCAGUUGAAGCAUUACUAGUUCCAUCAUGUCAUUAUACUUGCUUAACAUGUGAUGGUCCCACUUAAUAUAAUUGUUUAAGUUGUCCUGAGGAUAGUUUUAGAUAGCAUUAAGAAACUGAAAAGACUUGUUUUUGUUAAUAGAGAUAUGUUGAUUAGGAUGGUUUAUAUGAAUGCAAAUCAAUUUUAUAGGCAUUUCCCCAAAUUACCAAACAAGAAGUUGAAUUGAAAUGCUCAAAAUUAGGAUAUGUUAAUUGUGCUAAUGAUAGUAUUGAAUGUAGUUUUGGAUAUUUCUAAUUAGAUUAAAAUUGUGUUUAAUGUCCAAAUUAUUUUGAUAUUUUUACAAGAACACAACUUACUUGUUUUGAUUGUAUAAUUGACCCCAAGAUAUUUGCAAAAACACUCAAAUGUACUCAAGAUGCCGAGACUUACAAUUCUCAAGUUGAAUAUACAUUUUCCGUUUCCUUGAGAAAACCUAAUGAUGUUAGUUAUUUUGAACUUUCAAAAGAUGGAAACGAUAACUAUUUAAUUAAGUUAUGUUAAGGAUGUUUAGGUGAAGGUAGUUGUAAGGAAGGAUAUUUUUACAAAGAUAAGGAAUGUUAGGAAUGCUUGGAGGGUUGUUAAACCUGUAUUACUAAUUAUAGAUGUAAAUAAUGUUUUCCAGGUUUUUACAAGGAUGAUGAACAUUUAUGUAAGAAGUGCACGAAUUGUAAAACUUGUUUAUUAAAUAAUGGAAAACAAUGGUGUGAUACUUGUUAUGGAACAUAAGAAUUAUUGUAUGGCAAAUGUGUAUCAUGUGGGGUUAAUUGUCAGAGUUGCAAUUCAGAUGGGUAUUGUUACUUCUGUAAUGGAUCACCCUCUUUACGGUAUAUCUCUUUUGAUGGCAAAAGUUGCGAAGAAUGCAAUAUAGAAAAUUGUAUUUAUUGUUUUCAAUAUAUGAUGAAUGGUGGAAUCUACAUUUCUAAUUUGGAUCUAUAAUUCAAUAUCAUAAAUUUUGACUUUAUGUAAGUAUCUUUUGGCUGUGCUUUAUGUAAAUAAGACUAUUUCUUUAAUUUAAGUACUUAGAAAUGCGAAUUGAAACCAGUGAAUGAUGACUGUGAUUUUGCAUUAAUUUUAAGUGAUGCAACUCAAAAAUGUAUAAUCAGUUCAAGUAAUAUUGAUUCUGUUUAAAAUAUUGAUUGUCCUACUCUCCUAAAUUGUAAGUAAUGCAUAAAAAAUUAUAUUGAAACUGAUAGCUUCUGCAUUAUAUGUGAAGAUGGCUAUUAUUCUGGUGUUUUGACAGGCUAAUGUUAGUAAUGUACACACACUUGUAAGACUUGUAUUCAAUAAAAUAAGUAAUAUCGAGAUUUCUGGAAAUGGUAAAUUAAAGCCUUUUAUAGAUACUUUCUAAACUCCAAUAAUGAUCAUGCUUUUGAAAACUAUGCUUCAACAAAUGCUGAAGCUGAUUUAGAAUUGAUAUGUACAUCAUGUUAAGUAGGGUAUAUCUUGCAUCAAAAUCAAUGCAUAAAGGGUUGUGAUGAAAACUGUAAGGAAUGUGUAAUUAUAGAUGGAAAAUCUACUUGUAUUAAGUGCUAUGAAACUUCAUCAGGGUUUCUCAAAAGCUUAAAUACUUAAGGAACAUGUUUAACAUGUCCAUCUAAUUGUUUGGCCUGUUUAAAUAGAUCCUUAGAUGAAAUCGCUGAUAUAAAUCCAUAUUUUAUAGUAACUAAUUCAAAUGUACAACUUACAAGAAAAUGCUACGAGAAAUCAAAUAAGAUUAAUUUAUAAGAAAAUUAUUUUCAUGAUUCUUUCACUUAGACAAUAUCCAUUUGCACAGAAAACUUAUAAUGCUAUAAUAAAAUAAUAAUUAAAUAGAAUAUCUAUUGUGAUUUUGAUGAUUUAAUGACCAAAUAGUAUGAAUCAAAUGAUGAAUUUUUUGCAUCAAAGAAUAUUUAUAUACAACAGUUUUUUGAUGAUUCAUACUUGAUCUCCAAAGAAACAGCUUCACUUUAUUAAUAUUUAAAUGAGAUCUCUGUUAGAAAUGUUGAAUAUUAAUUUACAUUUAUAUAGGGUAAUCAACCUAACUGUGUAUUUAUAGAUAUACUUCAAAUUCACUCAACUUUAUAAUAAAAUGUAUUUGCUAUUUAAUAAGUUGAUCUCAUGCUAAUUGGAUAAACUAAUCCAACACAAUUGUAGGUUCCAGUAGAAUUUAAAAUUAGUAAUUAUACUACUGUGACUUUUCAAAAUAUCAGGUUUAACUGUGCAUAAAAGCAAGAUUCCCAAAAUACUUAAUCUAUUCUAUCUUUAUUUAAUUUGAAAUUAACCUUAACCUUAAAAUUGAUAAACUGUGGAUUUAUUACUUAGAAUGAAACAGAUAAAAAUUAUUCUUUCACGUUCAAUUCAAAUAUUCCUUAUUCUUUAUAUAUUAAAAACUUAAUGAUAUCUAACUUUUACAUUUACGAUUCAGAUAUUUUCCAAUUCACAGCUCAAUAAAAAAUUUUAAAGAAUGCAAUUGAGAUAGAUAACGUAAUUAUUAAAGACUCUUAUUUUUUCAAUUCAACUUUGAUAAAAUAUUUAGCUCAACUUAACCAUUUGUCUUUAAAUUCAGUAAUAAGUUAAAUUUAAAUUAAAGAUACUAAAUUUAUUUAAUCAAACUUUAUAUAUAGUAGUAGUUUAUUGAAUUAUACAAUUGGAUAAUUAGAUAUUAAUUCUAUCACUGUUGAGAACACUGAAUUUUAAUGGAAUUCAAACUUUCUAUUACUCUCUUGUGCUGAGAAGUCUGUGAUAUCGAAUAUAAUCUUAAAUAACUCAUUACUAAGUCUUGGUUCAAAUUUUUAUGCCUCAAAUAUCAUAAAUACUCACGACAUCAUCGUGAACAAUACAAGUAUUAUGAAUAGUAUUUUAAUUACUAAUAAAGUGGAUUAUACUAAAUCCGAAUAAGCAUUAUUAGCAUCCUCUGAUGUAUUCCUAAAGAAUUUUUAAAUUCUUAAUGUUGUAUAUGAAUAGUAAUAGCAAAUUUUAGUAAUCACCAAAUAUGAUGAAAUAGGUGGUUUAAAAUUCAUAUUAAUGGAAUUCCAAUUAUAAAAUUGUUAAACAGUAUCCAAAACUUAAAGUUAGUAAAUUUCUUAUGAAAAUUCUAUGAUUUACAUUGACUGCUAAAUUUGUCUCUUAGAAAAUAUUUAAAUUAUUAGAGGAUAUGGAUUACCAGAAAUGACAAUAAUCAACUCGGAAAAAUUGGAAAUGAGAAAUUUGAUUAUUUCACAAAAUUCAAAAUUCCUGCCAAAAGCACUUCAUUCUUCAUUUGAAUGUGUGAAAUAAUUUGCAAUUUUAAAUAUGCACUUUUUCAUCUAUAUCGGAUAAUAUAAGGAUGUGUUUAUUGAUUAAGUGAAUGUGUAAAAUAGUUUAAGUUUCAACAGUCCAUUCAUCAUUUUUAAAGGAUAUGAUACUCUGUAAAAGAUACUGACUGAAACAAUUGUUAUUUAAAAUAUCAAACUUAUUUAGAAUAUUCUUAUUAUUUCUGAUACAAAUUAGCACACCUCCUUGAUUUCUAUAGAGUCAGAAUAAAAAUCAAAAGUCACAUUGUCUAUCGCAUAUUUUGCAUUCAAUCAUUUAAAUGAAUAUGUUCAAGAUUUAACUAUAGUUUCAGCUACAACCAUUUAGAUAUCCUUAUAACAAGGCAGUGUAUUAAUGAAUGAAUGCAAAUUUAUCUAAAAUAUUGUCACUAAUUCUACUGAUGCAAUCCUCCAUAUUAAAUCUUCUGUUUUGUAAUUACAGAAUUCUUACUUCUAAAAUAAUGGGUUAAUGAAUUUAUCUAGAAUUAGUAACCAUAUACUAUUUUCAUAAUCUUAAGAUUAAAAUGAGAUUGAUUAUGCUUCCAUAUUCUAAGUAAAAUCUAAUGGAGGGAAUGGAUUAUUUAUAAUCCAAACUCUGAAUAUAGAUAACAUUACUAUUAAUUCAUCCUACUCAUAUUAUGGUGGAGGAUUUUCUAUUACUACUCAAGCAAUAAGUGUAAUACGAAUUGCUAAUUCAUUUUUUUACAAUACGAUGUCUUCUCUAGAUGAUUCAGUUUAUGCAUUAGGUGGAUGCUUAUAUAUUGAUGCAUCUUCCUCACAACUCAAUUUUUAAUUGCAUGAUUCUAUAAUAGAUACAUCUUAUAGUAGACAUGAUGGAGGAGCUAUUUAUAUUACUCCCUCACUCAGUUAUAAUUUGAUUACAAUUUUUAAUUUGAUCGUAAGAGAAUGCUUUUCACUGUAAAAUACAUUUUUCUCAUACACUCUUUCUAAGAUAGAUACAAUUAAAUCGAAUGUAAUUUUUAAGAAUAUACAAUUCUAAACAUCUGAAAACGGUUUUCAAAAAUAUUUUUCUUUAAUCUAAGAUUUGUCUGAAGAUGAUGCUUCAAAUGUUGCUCAUUCUAAUCCUAUGAUAUUUUUAUAAUAUGGAAAUUUUAGCAUAUAUAAUUGUAGCUUUCUUUCUACUGUUAUUUAAUUCUUAAUUAAAAUUGAAUAGGCUGAAAAUAUUAUUUUAUCUAAUGUCAAAGUUAUUAAUAGCACCAUUUUGUAGUCACCAUUAUUCAAAUUAAAUUUAAGAACAUAAAUUUCCGGCUAGUUAUAAAUAUCUAAUCUAUAAUUAACUAAUGUCAUUGAGAGAAAAUAGAUUUAUACCGAUUCUUGCAUUUAAUCUAACUCUGCUAUUCACUCUGAAUUGUAAUGUCCUACUCAUGUAUCUUAAGUAGCUUUAAAUUUGAAUGAAAAAGAUUAAACAAAAUAAAAAGAACUACAAUUUCUUUGUAAUCAACUUUUAAUAUACUCAAAUAAGCAAUUUAAUUACAGUUUGAUUGAAAUAGAUAACUUUAAUUAAACUCAUCAAUUAAAAGUUGAAAAAAUGGAGUUAACAAAUAUUGUAUGUGAAAACUGUUAAUUUGGUAUAUUUAGAAUUCUUGAAAUUUACUAACAAAACAAAGAAACUAUGAAGUUAUCUUAAAUUGCUAUUAAAAAUUGUAGAUGCGGAAAUACAGGCUGCUUAUCAAUUGUAAAAAGUUUGGAUGAAUUCAUUCUUAAAUAGAAUUUAAUAGGACCUACAAGAAUACUUUAGUAACAUGAUUAUGAUAACCUACAUUUUAAGUUAAAUCAACAAAUUAAUAUUGUGGACAGUUCUUUUUUAAAUAACACUGCAUUUUAUGGGGGAUCAAUAUUAAUAGUAGAACUUGGUACCUUAAUUAAGAAAUGUACUUUCAAAAACAAUUCAGCAUAAAUUGGAGGAGCCAUUUAUUAUUCUUCAUCAGAAAGUUAAAUUUUCCUUCUUGAAACUUAAAUAAUUUAAAAUACAGCUAAGGUUGCAGGAGGAGUGUUCUUAAAUUAAUAAUCCCUUUAAUUGACAAAAGAAUUAGAUAUUCAAUUAUUAAACAAUAAUUCUACUAUGUAUGGAGAGGAUGUGAUUGAAAACCCGAGGUCCUUGACUCUUUCAAUCGAUGGAGGAUAAACUCUAUUAUAAAAAUCAUUAGUUUCAGUAACCGAAAGCAGUAUUACAGAAUAAAUCAUCAUUAAGCCUUAUAAAGUUUUAGGCUAUUCAUAAAAAAUGACAUAUUUAACUCUCCCAUCAGGUAGGCCCAUAGGUACAUAUGAUUUCUUUGAUCAAUAUACGUCCACAAUUAUUCCAUAUAAUUUAACUCUUAGGAUAAUAGCUUUAGAUAAGUUUAACAAAUAAAACAAAGGAUUAUAGAAUUCUUAUUGCACAAUAAAACCUUUUGCCUUUAAUAUAUCUUCUUAAACUGAAGAACCUAAUGUUAAUUACAAUCUUUCUUUCUCUAACGUUACUUUUAAUCAAACCUCUGGCGAUUAUAAUUUAGAUAAUUUAGUAAUCUAUUUUAUGCCAAACUUGACUAAUAACCUUGUUCUUCGAUUAUCUAUCUAAUGUAGUUCAAUAAUUAUUCCUCAAUAUAAUGAUGAACCUCCAUUUGAAAUCAAAUUAUUGGUGGAUAUAAGGACAUUUAAUUGUUAAUUAGGUGAGUAUUAGAAUAUGACAACAGGUGGUUGUACUUUAUGUGAUACAGUAUAGAAUUAAUAUUAAGUUUAAUGGAGUGCUUAAAGUUGUAGUUAUAAGGAUGAUUAGAAAAUGAAAUCAAUAGAAUCUUCAAUGAUUGAAUUAAGAUUUGGUUUAUUGGAGAGCCUAUUAUUAUACUUAAACUGUGGUUGGAAACCUGGAGAUCAAUCAUGUAUUGAAGGUCAUAUUGGAGCACUCUGUGAACAAUGUGAUCUCUAUAACAUCAGAUCCUAAGGUUCCUACUCUGUUAGCUCUAAAUACUCCUGUGGAAGCUGUGAUCAAAUUGCAUUCAAUAUCAUUAGUAUUAUUUUAAUAAGUUUAUGGACUCUCAUUUCGACUUUGAUGUCAGUCAGCAGUACUGUGGAAAUGAUUGAUGAAUUUGUUAUUGGGCUUCGAUUGAAGGCUUUUGGAGUAACAGUUGCAAUUAAAGAAGCUUCAACGGCUAUACUGAUAAAGGUGUUUACUAAUUAUUUGUAAAUUGUAUCUACAAUUUCCACAUUUCAACUUUAAGUUCCAAUUGGUUUGGCCUCUGUGGUUAAUAGCGUUGGCAAUCCAAUAGAAUCAAUGGCAUAUUCUCUUGAUUGUUUCCUUGUAUCCAUUACAGAGAUAUCAAUCAUUUACUUCAGAAUCAUAUGGGGAUUAAUUAUGGCUACCAUGUAUAUCACGAUAUUUUUUGGUUUAGGAGGUCUUGCAGUUCUAUUUAAGCGUGCUAAGAUUGAUUUUUCAUACGUUUCUACUUCCCUCAUUUAUUUAUUCAUCUAUUUGCAACCUAACAUUAUAGGAGGGCUUAUAUCUCUAUUAUCUUAUAGAAAAAUUUCUGAUGAAUAUUGGAUAUAAGGCAAUGUUGCAUACAGAUAUGAUACUAUAUCCCAUGCCAAAUGGGUGGUUGGCUUUUGUUUUCCACUUCUAAUAAUAUUUUGCUGCGUCCUUCCCUUUUUCUUGUGGUUUGGAGUCCAUAAAAAUAAAUACCAACUAGAUAUGACUAAGGUAAGAAGAACAUGGGGAUACUUGUAUAAUGAAUACAAAUUACACGCUUACUAUUGGGAAACUAUCAAAAUAUUAUAAAAGUAAGUAAUUAUUAUUGUGCUUGCCUAUUAUGAUGAUCACAUUGCAAUCAAGGCAUCUUUAGUUUUUCUUGUAUUAUUUGGAUAUAGCUACUUGACAAUUUCGAAUAAACCUUAUAUGACUGGAUAAUUAAAUCUUCUAGACACCCAUUCUAUUGUUGUUUGUGCUGUUUCAAUUAUUUUGGCUAGUUCCAUAUAUACUGCUUAAUAAUAAAAUUUAUAAGAGAUUGUUUGGCCUUUUUACAUUAUAAUUGGUGUUCUAAAUGGCUUGUACAUAUUAAAAAUGCUAUUGCAAAUUUUAUUUGCAUAUUUUAAGAAACUCCAUGAUAAAAUUGAUAUUAUUAAAGACUUUAUUUCCAAGAGAUUCCCCAAGUUAGCCAAUUAACAUCCAUAUAUAAAGUAGAUCCUAGAAAGCCGCAAAACAUAAUAGAUAAGAAUUAAAGGAAGAUAUGGAAAGAUCAGAGAAUAUAUUUUCCCCUAGGCUAAAAAGAUUUUAGAGUUUAAAAAGUUCAAUAACUUUGAAUUGCCUUGCGUAGUAGACACAUAUAAAUCUUCAGGAAGAGAGAAGGAAAUCCAAGAGUUUGAUUAUGGAGAUAUAUAAAGUUUGAAUAGUCCAAAAUAAAGUGAAAUAAUUACCGAAAGAUAAAACUUAAAAACCUUAGUAAAGUACCCAACCAACAUCUUGAAUGAGAGAUCAUCUGUUUUUUCAUUUCCCAGACCAAGUGGUACUAGAAUACAUCCAGAAAUAGAUUUGGAAGUGGAGAGUGCAAGAUAAAGUGCUGAUAUUUGA